This is a messenger RNA of Mirounga angustirostris (Northern elephant seal), 2594 nucleotides long. It is a transcript of the gene ZNF22, whose product is annotated as zinc finger protein 22. The transcript is spliced from 2 exons. Bases 670 to 1347 code for a protein of 225 amino acids. Gene Ontology annotation, cellular component: nucleus. The record is from RefSeq and is a predicted model, not a curated record. Gene Ontology annotation, molecular function: RNA polymerase II cis-regulatory region sequence-specific DNA binding; DNA-binding transcription factor activity, RNA polymerase II-specific. Lineage: Eukaryota; Metazoa; Chordata; Mammalia; Carnivora; Phocidae. Gene Ontology annotation, biological process: regulation of transcription by RNA polymerase II.
CCUGGGGAGGGCGGAGGCCUGCGCGGGAGCUCCUGCGAGUCGGGCCGCAGUGCCCACGCCGGCCGUCGCCGCCUCUUUUCAGGACUAAAUACUUCGAACAAAUGCUUGGGUAGCACAGGGCUGUUAGGAGCGAGCUGCAGAUCCUGACUCCUUUACACCUCUGACACCCCGAGGAUGUCGCAGCUUUAUUGUCCUCCCGAUUUUAUGUAGGAGAAAGCAGGUUCAUUCCGGGUCCGCGUGUUCGCACGACUGCAGCUCCCAUCGCUCAGGUCUACCGUAAUACCCGCACCUGCCGAGAAAUUAUGCGGAGCCCGGGUCACGGCGCAGGACUUGGUGUUGAAAGUUGUGGCUGCACGUCAGUUCUGCCGCCGAGAGGACAGGCUCUAGGAUCGAGCUGCUAGGGGUUGGGGGCCUGGCCGAAGUCCGCCUGCCUUUCCUUAGCUGUAAAAUGAAGAGCAUCGCGUGAAGCUGCUAUGAGAAUUAAAUAUCCUAGAACAGUGUCUGGCAUACCACGAAGGCUGCCUCUUAGUAUGAUUCCCUCAUCUGUAGUGUUCUAGGUGGAUUACAUAGUCUCAGAGUUUCCUACCAGAAAAUUGAGCUGUGUAGCUCUAGGAAGUGAAACUUCAGAAGAAGAGAGCAGACUUUUAAGAAUACAUUUGGCUCAUAACCAUGCGGCUAGGAAAACCAAAGGGAAGUAUUUCUCGGAGCUCAAGCCAAGGAAAAGCCUAUGAGAACCCACGCAAAACAGGCCGGCAGCGGCAAAAAUGGGGAAUGACUGUUCGAUUUGACUCAAGCUUGAGUAGACUGAGAAGAAGCCUGGAUGAGAAGCCUUAUAAAUGUACUGAAUGUGAAAAGAGUUUCAGUCAGAGCUCAACUCUUUUUCAACACCAGAAGAUUCACACUGGAAAGAAAUCCCAUAAAUGUGCCGAUUGUGGGAAAAGUUUCUUUCAGAGCUCUAACCUCAUUCAGCAUCGGCGGAUCCAUACCGGGGAAAAACCCUAUAAAUGUGAUGAGUGUGGAGAAAGGUUUAAACAGAGCUCAAAUCUCAUUCAGCACCAGAGAAUUCAUACUGGAGAAAAACCCUAUCAGUGUGAUGAGUGUGGCCGAUGUUUCAGCCAGAGUUCCCACCUUAUUCAACAUCAGAGAACCCACACAGGGGAGAAGCCCUACCAGUGCAGUGAAUGUGGCAAAUGCUUCAGCCAGAGCUCUCAUCUUAGGCAGCACAUGAAGGUGCACAAAGAAGAGAAACCUCGUAAAACCCGGGGCAAAAAUAUUAGGUCAAAAACUCACUUAGUGUCAUCCUGGAAAGCUGGUACAGGUAGGAAGUCAGUGGCUGGUCUCCGCUAAGGAAAGGGCACUGCUUUGGCCUUUAAAAAAUAAAUAAAUAAAAGCUAUCUCUUUUAGAACUGGAGAUAUUUUGUAAUAGAGCACUUAAAUACUAUAUCCUUUCCUAGCAUGGAGACAUUGUAAUGACAUUGGGCUGAAAGAAACUAUGAGUCCAGCUGUUCUCAUCCUUUUUUUUUUUUGAUGUAACUUGGAGUACAAAAAACUGAAACUAUGUUUUGAGAGAAUAUAAGACCCUUGACCUCAUGUGAUACUGCUUCCUGCAUCAUUUUGACAAAAACAACCAUGUUUUGAUGACAGAUGUAAAAGUGCAGGUAUUCUGAUGACUCCUCAGCUUUAGGACUUCCUGUGGAAGGAGUAAUUAAAAGGGAGAAGAAAUUAAUCCCAUUAGUUUGGAAGUUCUGCAACCGAUGAGGAGAUUUUAUGUUUGUAAAGUUUUGUAGUAUAUUAACCAUUGGUUUGUAAGUAUGACUCAAGAUUCAACAUAUUAACAUGUAUUCAUGUUUGAAGAUUUUUAAUCAACAAAGCCCCAUCACUCUGUUAGCUUUUUUUCCCCCCCUUCUGCUUAUGGAUAGUUAUUAAUUAAAGGAAUUGAAUUUCCCUCUUUUACACCAAAUUCUUAGAGAUUCUAGAAGCCAAAGUGAGAACUGAAUUAGACCACAAGUCUCCUAUUCUUAGAAGCACAGUUCUUUGAGGUGGUGUUACACUGUGUCACUUGUUUUCCAGAAGUUGGGGUGGGCUUAUGUUGAUCCAUCCCCAUUUGUAUUUUGGUAUUCUCUUAUACUCUGACAAAUUGAGCUAGCCUUUUAGAUCUACAUGAAUAAAUAAUUAAACCAUAUACCAACACACCUCAACUUGUUAAUUAGAAAUCUACAAUUUACGCACUUCCCUGCUUUCCCCCUUGGGGAGUUUUAGGUAACACUGGUUAUCUUAAAUGUUUGUCAACAGCGAAAGUCAUUUAAUUCAAGUGUUGGUGCAUUUGUAGCUCCAUGUGUAGAUUUUGAAAUGUACGCUAACUUUCUCUGAGUUAAUACGAAUUAUUUAUGAAGUCUAGCAUACACGUUUCUUAACUUUUAUCAGAACAGUGCCAAGUGUCAGACUUUCUGAUCAGCCUUCAGCUCAGGUUUUAAUUUCUAUUGAAUGCUAACAUUCUUCUGAUUUUUUUGUAUCUUUUAUAAUCAUACCAGUUCCUGCUGUAUUAAUGACAGUUAUCUAUAAAAAUAAAACAAAAUGGAAUAUUUUGCAUACUA